AUGGGCACGCCCUCAUUCGCUGCUUUGAUUGCACAGCGUGCUGCCAAUUCAGACACUACCGAAGAAAACAGCUUUUUUUAUUCUUCCGCCCAGUGGACAGCCGACGGCACAACUCUCAUAGUCAGCUCAUCCGACAGCAAAGUCUCAGCUUUUGUCCUGUCAUCCAACCUCUUGGAAGCCGAUGCCGUUCAGACACUGCACCCCCAAGCUCGUAUCCAGCUACCAGAGCCCACACAAUGCAUUGUUUCCGCUCCGUACUUUUCGCUGUCCAAUCCGGCGACACAGACCUUUCUCGUCGGCAGCCGUGACCACCCGCUUCAUCUAUAUCAUGCUUUCCCCACGGGGUCAGAAAAGCCUGCGCCACUGUGCAUGUACAAGCUCAUGAGACAUGAAACGGAAGCCUACAUCACGCCAUCCUCAAUGCUUUGGCCAAGUCCAGGAACCCAUUUCUUCUGCGGCUCUGCAAACCGCAUAGACUACUUUGAUGCUUCGCGCCCUGGCUCCGACGGCCCUGUCCACACCCUUCACACCAUACCAUCCAAAAGACAUCUCUUGAAAGGCGGCGGCGUGGGGAUGAAGGGUACAGUCUCUGCACUGGCCGACUCACCCCUCGAUGCUCCCGGCGGCGGCAUUAUAGCUGCUGGCACCUGGACACGUUGGAUGGGUCUGUACGACAUGCUCCGCGUUGACAAGGCUGUUGCCAACUGGAGCAUCGCGGGCGCCGACAUGCAAGAAUUCGGCACGACAUUUGGGGGCCAAGGCAUUGUUCAAACACGGUGGAGUCCAUGCGGGAGAUAUCUUGUCAUCAACGAACGGCACGCGUCAGGCUUUCUCGUCUACGACAUUCGCGGCAACGGCAAGCUCCUAAGCGUUUUGGCCGGGCGCGACUGUCAGACACAGCAACGACUGACAUGCGAUACUUUCGGGAGCGCCAAGGAUGGCCCUGGAUUCGAGCUCUGGGCCGGUACCGAAUCCGGGUCAGUCAAGGUCUGGGACCAAGUUGGCUUGCACUACGGCGUUGUCGAGCCCAAAUGGGACUGGGAUGCACAUAAAGCGCCGAUAAGCAGCACCAUUGUCCACCCAAGUGGCUCUGUGGUUGCCACGUGCGCUGGUGCUUGGCGACACCCUUCAGACAGCGACGUUGACGGCACUCACGGUGGCUCGAACGGCGGCAAGGUCAAGACCAAGAUACUUGACGGUUCAGCCAUUAACCUGUGGUCUAUCACCAGUCAGCAAGAACCAGGAUAG
Messenger RNA from Beauveria bassiana ARSEF 2860, 1248 nucleotides. RefSeq names its product WD repeat domain-containing protein. Gene Ontology annotation, molecular function: protein binding. The transcript has a single exon. The record is from RefSeq and is a predicted model, not a curated record. Lineage: Eukaryota; Fungi; Ascomycota; Sordariomycetes; Hypocreales; Cordycipitaceae. Bases 1 to 1248 code for a protein of 415 amino acids.